AAUGGUGCGCCACAAUAACCAGCUGCCGGACAAUUUGCCGCAACUGCAAAACCUCAUCAAGCGCGAUCCGGAUUCGUAUCGGGAUGAGUUUUUGCAGCAGUAUCACCACUUCCACAGCGUGCUCGACAUCUUUCGCCUGGAACCGGACAAGGAAAACAAAAACCUUUGCGAGUCGAUCAUGUUCCUGGCACAGGUGGCACAGUGCUAUCUGGAAGAGUUGAAAACUUUUCCACAAACGCUGGUGGAUCUUCUGAAAACCCACUCAACCACGCUCGAUCCGGAGAUGCGGAACACAUUCUGCCGGGCGCUAAUAUUGCUGCGAAAUAAGAACCUGAUUUCGCCGCUCGAUCUACUGGAAUUGUUCUUUCAGCUGUUACGUUGCCCGGACAAAGCAUUACGUACUUUCCUGGAGAAUCACAUCAUAAAUGAUAUCAAAAACAUGAACGCAAAGCAGAAGGACAUGAAGCUGAACUCUACGCUGCAAAACUUCAUGUACACCAUGCUGCGGGAUACGAACCCAAAGGCGGCUAAAAUGUCGGUUGACAUCAUGAUCGAGCUGUACCGGAAGCAGGUUUGGAACGAUGCCAAAACGGUAAACGUGAUAGCGAACGUUGGUUGCUUUUCGAAGAUCACGAAGGUGGCGGUGGCGUCAUUGAAAUUUUUCCUGGGAACCGAUCAGCAGGACGAGGACGAUGACGAGGAGGACAGCGAUCGCGAAGUGGACCUGAAGGGUAUCAUGAUGGCAGCCAAGGUGAACAAAAAAACUAAGAAGCGCAAGAAGAAGGUGGAAGCGGCCAAAAAGUUGUACACGCAGACCCAAAAGAAGAAGAAAAAGCCGGUGGCGUUCAACUUCUCCGCUAUUCACCUGAUUCACAACCCGCAAGGAAUGGCGGAAAAUUUGUUCAAACAGUUGCAGGAUGGGAAUGAACGAUUUGAAGUGAAAUUGAUGCAUCUGGAUGUAAUUUCGCGUUUGAUCGGUAUUCACGAGUUGUUCCUGUUCAGCUUCUAUCCGUAUAUAGCUCGAUUUAUUCAACCACAUCAACGACAGGUUACUCGUAUACUUCAGUUUGCCGCGCAGGCAUCUCACGAACUAAUCCCGCCGGAAAUCAUCGAACCGGUGAUAAAAACGUUGGUAAACAAUUUCGUCACCGAGCGCAACUCGAGCGAUGUCAUGGCGAUCGGGCUGAACGCGGUCCGUGAAAUUUGCGUCCGAUGUCCGCUUGCGAUGAAUGAAGACUUGCUGCGCGAUUUAACGAUGUACAAAAAUUACAAGGAAAAGUCGGUCAUGAUGGCAUCGAAGGCGUUGAUAAUGUUGUACCGCGAACAAAUGCCCACGAUGCUGACGAAGAAGGAUCGUGGCCGACCGACGGAAGCGAGUGUGGAGGUUAAGCCGAAGCGUUACGGUGAGAUCGUUGCAGCUGAUUACAUCCCCGGUACGGAAGCAUUGUUGCGGGAAGAUGCACCGGAACUGGAAGAAGAGGAAGGUUCGGCAGGAGAUGAAUCGGAUGGGGACUGGGUGGAUGUGGACAGCAGUGAGGAUGAAACGGAUGCCGAAGAUGAGGAGAGUGAUGAGGAUGAGGACGUGGAUGAUGAGGAUGAGGAUGAGUGGGAAGAGUGCAGUGAAGAAGAAGAGGUUGAAGAAGAGAAUGACACGGAACAAACGGCCAAAAAUGGCGAACAAACACUUAAUACGGCGGAAGCCAUGCAGGAGCUGGCGUUGACCAAAAUCUUUACCGAUGCCGACUUUGCACGCAUCGAGCAGGAGCGUGUGAAGAAGCAGCUUACGCAUCACAGCCGCAAACGUCAGCUGGAAACGGAGCGCAGCGAGUUUGUAAAGCUGGACGCAAUCGAGAUGAUCUACAAGCGGCGCAAGGCGGACAAGCAGGCACGCGUGGAGAGCAUGCAACAGGGUCGUGAAGAUCGGGAAAAGUUUGGCUACAAGGAUAAUCGGUUGAAUCCCCACUGUUCCAAGACGAACCGUGAAAAGCAGAAGAAUAAGAACUUCUCGAUGAUACGCCACAAGGUGCGAGGCAAGGUAAAGAAGUCGUUCCGCGACAAACAGGUAGCGCUGAGGAAACAUUUGUUGCAUGUCAAGAAGAUGAAAUAA
Molecule: messenger RNA, 2107 nt
Organism: Anopheles marshallii
Lineage: Eukaryota; Metazoa; Arthropoda; Insecta; Diptera; Culicidae
Gene: Mys45A
Product: protein SDA1 homolog
Exons: 4
Coding region: 2-2107 (701 amino acids)
Biological process (GO): ribosomal large subunit biogenesis; ribosomal large subunit export from nucleus
Cellular component (GO): nucleolus
Source: RefSeq, a predicted model, not a curated record